AUGGAGCAACAAAAGCUGGAUGUUUAUGUGAAAGGCUCAUGGCUAAGAAAAAUGGUUAAGGAAAGCAGCUCUCAGUUUGCAGCCAUUCAAGUUAUUUCCGCCAUAACCUUUACUAUUACGAUUGCAUUCUUUGUUAUACUCCUUGGGAUCUUUGUCAAUGGUCGCAUCAGGAAAUUCCUCGUUUCUGAAGACUUCAUACCAAUACAAAGCAUGCCUGUUUCUGGCAUUGAACUAUCAGGUAAUGGAUUCAGAGACUUUGGUGAUUGGAUAGCUCCGAGGAGAUUAUGGCACACAAUGUCUGAUCAGGAGCUCUUGUGGCGUGCUUCUAUGGUACCUCACAUUAAGGAUUAUCCUUAUAAUAGGACACCUAAGGUGGCGUUUAUGUUCUUGACCAGAACGAUGUUGCCGCUUGCACCAUUGUGGGAGUUGUUCUUCAAGGGACAUCAAGGCCUCUACUCAAUUUACCUCCAUACAUCAUACGAGUCCAUUGACGAGCCUGUUGAAUCAUCCGUGUUCUACCAGCGUAGAAUACCUAGCAAGCCAGUGGAAUGGGGAAGGGCAACCAUGGUAGAUGCAGAAAGAAGAUUACUAGCUAAUGCCCUACUUGACUUCUCUAAUGAAAGAUUCAUAUUACUAUCUGAAUCCUGUAUUCCUUUAUUCAACUUCAGUACUAUAUACGACUACCUCAUCAAGUCGAAGCACAGCUUCGUGGGAUCGUUUGAUGACCCAAGAAAGGUGGGACGAGGCAGAUACAACAAGCGUAUGGCACCUGCUAUACAAUUAUCAGAUUGGCGUAAAGGAAAUCAGUGGUUUGAACUUAACCGAGACCUUGGCAUUGCUGUAGUAUCAGAUGAGGCAUUCUACCCUGUUCUUCGAGAUCAUUGCAGGCCUCCAUGUUACAUGGAUGAACACUACUUACCUACCCUUGUGGUGAAAAUUGGUAAGGACUUGAAUUCUAACAGAAGUAUUACUUGGGUUGAUUGGAGUAAGCCUGGUUCUCAUCCCACGACGUUUGGUAGAAAGGAUGUUUCUGAAAGGUUCAUGAGUCGAGUUAGAGAUCAAUCUGAUUGUAUAUAUAACAAUGUGCCAGGCUCGUAUUGUUUCCUCUUCGCAAGAAAAUUUCAUCCUAAUACACUUGAGCCUUUGCUUAAGAUAGCACCUGUUUUAUUUGGGUUUAAUAAACAAUAAAAGUGUAACUAGGAUGAUCUUCUCACCUCUCUUUCACUCUUUGUAUCUGCGU
Molecule: messenger RNA, 1240 nt
Organism: Chenopodium quinoa (quinoa)
Lineage: Eukaryota; Viridiplantae; Streptophyta; Magnoliopsida; Caryophyllales; Amaranthaceae
Exons: 2
Coding region: 1-1188 (395 amino acids)
Cellular component (GO): membrane
Molecular function (GO): glycosyltransferase activity
Source: RefSeq, a predicted model, not a curated record